GGUAGAGAAGAGGCGUGUUGGUGCCGUGCGCAUCCCUUCAGCCAUCACUUGGGGCUUGUCUCUUGGGACGCAUGGAUUUAGUACUAUAUUUGCUGUGUUAUCUACCUCUCUUUUAUUAAGAGAAGUGUUGAAGGAUUGUCUUGUGUUAUUAGUAUAGAUAAACGCUGGGAAACAUCUCCAAAAUUUACAAAUCUCAUCAUGUUUUUUAAAAGACGAAAAGAAAUCACUUCGCGCCCGCAGAUCUACCUCUGGGCGGCCGCAGCGGUGCUUGCGGGCGUCCGGGCGGAGGCAUGGGCAGCUUCCGCCAACCCCUGCACGCCCUGCAACUCGACAAUCACCGUAGACGAGGAGGAUCUGCCCAAAAUCGGCUUCUUGUGCCCCGAAGGAUUCCCAGGGCAGAGGAUCCGAUACCCUUACACGUGCCUGGUGUUCUUCAACCUCUCGUCGUUCCACAACCUCACGAUCCAUGUUCACGAGUUCUACACGAGGGACAUGUCCGUCGUCCUCUGCACCAAGGACUUCCUACGACCACCGCCACUCCUCCUCCACAGCGAGCAACUCCGCAAGAGCUUCUGCCUUCCGUGAAGCCGGAGGAGACGGCUCGCUGGCUGGGCUUCCGCGACGCCAUGUACAUCAACAUCACCAAGUUGCCUUCGGAGGAACAGAGCGAGCCGCUGUUCC
Messenger RNA from Penaeus vannamei (Pacific white shrimp), 681 nucleotides. The record is from RefSeq and is a predicted model, not a curated record. NCBI's taxonomy places the organism in Eukaryota, Metazoa, Arthropoda, Malacostraca, Decapoda, Penaeidae.